UGCGUUUUCGUGUUUGUUUCAAUAGGAGGCAUAGGAGCACAUGUAAACAUCUUGAUUUUUGAGUAAGACGCUUUUAGCACAAUAGUAUAACUUUUGAGAGUGAGAGAUGAUGAGUGCCGAGUCCGGCAGCAUGUCGCCGGCGCGCGUGAAGCUGGAGCCCGAGACAGACCAGUGGGAAAUGGCCCCUGUGAAGGAAGAACCUGUAUUCCUGGAUGAAGAGGAGCGCGUGAAGGAGGAGUGGUCGGACAGCACGGCCGGGUGCGGCGUGAGCGAGGGAGCCAUGCUGGCCGACUUGUACAUCGAGCACGAGGUGAAGGACGAGCUCGUGCUGGGGCCGGAGCGCCCGCACCGCCCCGUAGCCGCCCCGGCCGCGCUAUAUAAUCGUGUCGCAGCGUCCGCUCUCGUGUCCGCCGAGCCCGCACACACACCCAGUGCCAUCGCCACGGUUUAUCAAUGUCACCAUUGUGACCAACUGUUCUGGGACAAGUCGGUUUUAAAGAAACACGUACACAUUCACUCACCUUUACACGAUUCAACAGCAGGAGAUUAUAUUAUAAAACGACACGAUGGUUUACACAAUCAUCUGACAGACGAUAAACUUUUCUGGUGUAGUCAAUGUGACUACAAGUGUAAACGAAAAUAUAAUUUACGAUCUCACCUGAAGACUCACACUGACGAGAAACGAUUUAGUUGCAGCCACUGUGACUACAAGAGUAAAACAAAAAGAGAUUUACAGAAGCACCUGAUGGCUCACACAAACGAAAAGCCUUUUAGUUGUAGUCACUGUGACUACAAGUGUAGACGAAAAGCAAUUUUACAGUGUCACCUGAUGACUCACACAGACGAGAAGCCUUUCGGUUGUAGGCAGUGUGACUACAAGUCUAAAACAAAAUCACAUUUACAGAGGCAUCUCUUGUCUCAUACAGACGAAAAGCGAUUUAGUUGUAGCCACUGUGACUACAAGUGUAGACGAAAAGCAAAUUUACAGGCCCACCUGAUGACUCACACGGACGAGAAGCCUUUCGGUUGUAGUCAGUGUGACUACAAGUUUAAAGCAAAAUCACAUUUACGGAGGCAUCUCUUGAUUCACACAGACGAAAAGCGGGUUAGUUGUAGCCACUGUGACUACAAGUGUAGACGAAAAGCAGAUUUACAAAGGCACCUGAUGACUCACACUGGCGAGAAGCCUUUAAGUUGUAGCCACUGUGACUACAAGUGUAGAAUCAAAGCACAAUUAAAGCGUCACCUGAUGUUUCACACUGACGAGAAGCCUUUUAAUUGUAGCCACUGUAGCUACAAGUGUAGACGAAAAGUUGAAUUAAAGGCUCAUCUAAUGAUUCACACUGACGAGAGGCCUUUUAGCUGUAGCCAAUGUGACUACAAAUUUAGACGAAAAGCACAGUUAAAGAAUCACCUGAGGACUCACACUAACGAGGAGCCUUUGUAGCCACUGCGACUACAACUUCAAAAAUAAGCGCGUUACAAAACAUGAAGAAACUAAAAAGCAAAAAAUAAUAAACCUUUGAAUUCAGAUUUCUUAUCGGAUUGCAAUAAUCUAAACAUCCAAAUUAUAAAGAAAUCAAUUAUUUUUGUAGUCGGUACCAGACCUGUUUGUCGCCUGUUUGCCCCACCCAACCAUACGCAGGCUGGCUCCGACUCCACACUCGGUCUGUUCGGACUGAUACAUAUAAUAUCAAUAUAUUAUAUGUAUCAGUCCGAAUAUAUGUACAGUAGUGAAAGAAUUAUCCUUUAACUCCUAACCAUUGAGGA
Messenger RNA from Leguminivora glycinivorella, 1770 nucleotides. Its product is annotated as gastrula zinc finger protein XlCGF57.1-like. The coding region runs from base 107 to 1447 and encodes 446 amino acids. Gene Ontology annotation, molecular function: RNA polymerase II cis-regulatory region sequence-specific DNA binding; DNA-binding transcription activator activity, RNA polymerase II-specific. Gene Ontology annotation, cellular component: nucleus. Gene Ontology annotation, biological process: regulation of transcription by RNA polymerase II. The record is from RefSeq and is a predicted model, not a curated record. Lineage: Eukaryota; Metazoa; Arthropoda; Insecta; Lepidoptera; Tortricidae. The transcript is spliced from 2 exons.